AUGCCUCAGGACCUUCCGCCCACGGGCGGCUACGAAGCCGUUCAAUACAGACGUAACAUCCCCACGCGCGGUCUCAAACCCGUCUGGUACCUCGUCGGCGUCGGGGCUGUGAUGGCCUACGGCUGGCGCCAGGUGUUUGUCGGACAGCGCGAGAAACACGAAAUGGCCCGCGAGAAGAUGUGGAGUCGGAUACACCUGACGCCGUUGCUGCAGGCCGAGGAGGACCGCGACCAGGUCAGGAGAUACUAUGCGGAUUUGGCCAGGGAGAAGGAGCUGCUCGGCAGCCAGAGCGGGGCUUAUAACAGUGACCGGUACGCUUUCGUCAUUUUCCCGUGCUUUGCUUUUGAUGCGUUGUGGUCCUUCGGUUGGGAGUUGGACUGGAUCGGGUUAUUCCGCAAGAGACGGAGAUUCAACGACAUCAGAGGAAGUCUCCGAGGCCAGGAGGGAGAAAGAGAGCGCGAAGGCCACGAGGAAACACAACAGGUCCCAAACAGGUCGGGAAGAGGAUAUGCUGACAUUCCUUGCUUCCAACCACAGAUUCGUGAGACCGACGUUUACAGCCACACCCAACAGAACGGUGGAAUGAGGCGGCAGAUAUUAUAUUGGCGGCGUCACGAGCCUUGCUCCCCGAUCACGCGAUGGUUAAUCGUCACCCUCGAGCAACAAGCAGCGAGCAACAUAAAUCCACAUCCCACAUUCCCAAAGAUCCAAAAGUCAACGAGGCGCGAAAGCGAAAGCGAGAGCCCUACAAAGGGAUGGGAUCAGGACACGCGUGUGUGGGAUAUCUCGACCAACCCCCGACAUGUACAUACAUAG
This is a messenger RNA of Fonsecaea nubica, 816 nucleotides long. RefSeq lists its product as hypothetical. The record is from RefSeq and is a predicted model, not a curated record. Lineage: Eukaryota; Fungi; Ascomycota; Eurotiomycetes; Chaetothyriales; Herpotrichiellaceae. The transcript is spliced from 2 exons. The coding region runs from base 1 to 816 and encodes 271 amino acids.